AUGGCACAUCCCUCACAACUAGGAUUUCAAGACGCAGCCUCCCCAGUUAUAGAAGAACUCCUUCAUUUCCACGACCACGCACUUAUAAUUGUAUUCUUAAUUAGUACACUAGUACUUUAUAUUAUUGUAGCUAUGGUAUCAACCAAACUUACAAAUAAACACAUCUUAGACUCUCAAGAAGUUGAAAUCGUAUGAACUAUUCUACCAGCUGUUAUUUUAAUUAUGAUUGCCCUACCAUCACUACGAAUCCUCUAUCUAAUAGACGAAAUCAAUGAUCCCCACCUGACCAUCAAGGCAAUAGGCCACCAAUGAUACUGAAGCUAUGAACUUACUGACUACGAGGACCUUAACUUCGACUCGUACAUGAUCCCAACCUCCGACCUAUCUCCCGGACAAUUUCGACUACUAGAAACAGACCACCGAAUGGUCGUACCCAUAGAGUCCCCCAUUCGAAUAUUAAUUUCCGCAGAAGAUGUUUUACACUCAUGGGCUGUCCCUUCUCUGGGAAUGAAAAUAGAUGCAGUCCCUGGCCGCCUUAACCAAACUACCUUUAUUGCCUCCCGACCAGGAGUCUACUAUGGACAAUGCUCUGAAAUUUGUGGAGCCAACCACAGCUUUAUACCAAUCGUAGUUGAAGCAGUCCCCCUACAACAUUUUGAAAACUGAUCUUCAUUAAUGCUGGAAGAAGCCU
Lepisosteus oculatus (spotted gar) is the source of this 691-nucleotide messenger RNA. NCBI's taxonomy places the organism in Eukaryota, Metazoa, Chordata, Actinopteri, Semionotiformes, Lepisosteidae. The record is from the annotation of a RefSeq genome assembly.